CGAUUAUACGGGAGAAAGUUCAGCAGAGAAGAUCAUGUGCUUUUUAUCAAGUUGUUGUACGAGUUGGUAACGAUUCCAAAGCUGGAGAUCAGCAUGAUGCAAGGAUUUGCACGCCUGUUGAUAAACCUGUUAAAGAAAAAAGAACUGCUUUCCAGGGAUGAUUUAGAGUUACCAUGGAGACCACUCUAUGAAAUGUUGGAAAGGAUAUUGUACUCCAAAACAGAACAUCUUGGAUUAAAUUGGUUUCCCAAUUCUGUAGAAAGUGUUCUGAAAACACUUGUGAAGAGCUGCAGACCGUAUUUUCCAGAAGACGCCACUGCAGAGAUGCUGGAUGAGUGGAGACCCUUAAUGUGUCCAUUUGAUGUUACCAUGCAAAAGGCUAUUACCUACUUUGAACUGUUUCUGCCUACUACUCUUCCUCCUGAACUUCACCAGAAAGGUUUCAAGCUUUGGUUUGAUGAAUUUAUAGGCCUUUGGGUGUCAGUUCAAAAUCUUCCCCAAUGGGAAGGGCAUCUAGUAAAUCUUUUUGCUCGCUUGGCUACUGACAACAUUGGGUACAUAGACUGGGAUCCAUAUGUACCAAAGAUUUUUACCCGAAUUCUGAGGAGUUUAAAUCUUCCAGUGGGAAGCAAUCAAGUUCUUGUUCCAAGAUUCUUAACAAAUGCUUAUGACGUAGGACAUGCAGUAAUGUGGAUCACAGCCAUGAUGGGUGGACCAAGUAAACUAGUGCAGAAGCACUUGUCUGGAUUGUUCAAUAGCAUUGCCUCUUUUUACCAUCCUUCAAAUAAUGGGCGCUGGCUGAACAAACUGAUGAAACUACUUCAGAGGUUGCCCAGUGGUGUUGUCAGAAGGCUGCAUCGCGAGCGCUACAAGAAAAUGACUUGGUUAACUCCUGUGCCUGAUAGUCAUAAACUCACUGAUCAGGAUGUUACUGACUUUGUAGAAUGCAUUAUUCAACCUGUUCUUCUGGCUAUGUUUAGUAAAACUGGAAGCCUGGAGGCUGCCCAAGCCCUGCAGAACCUUGCACUGAUGCGUCCUGAAUUAGUAAUUCCACCUGUACUUGAGAAAACAUAUCCUGCACUUGAGACGUUGACGGAACCUCAUCAGCUCACAGCUACGUUAAGCUGUGUAAUUGGAGUAGCUCGUAGCCUGGUGUCUGGGGGGAAGUGGUUUCCUGAAGGUCCAACACACAUGCUACCUCUGCUGAUGAGAGCGUUGCCUGGGGUGGAUCCUAAUGACUUCAGCAAAUGUAUGAUUACAUUCCAGUUCAUUGCAACAUUUUCUACUUUGGUGCCUUUAGUAGAUUGUUCAUCUGUAUUGCAAGAAAGAGAUGAUCUUUCAGAGGUGGAAAGAGAAUUGUGCUCUGCAACUGCUGAAUUUGAGGAUUUUGUACUACAGUUCAUGGACAGAUGUUUUGGACUUAUAGAGAGCAGCACGCUAGAACAAACCAGAGAGGAGACUGAAACUGAGAAAAUGACUCACCUGGAGAGUCUGGUGGAAUUAGGUCUCUCUUCUACUUUCAGUACAAUCCUUACUCAGUGCUCAAAGGAUAUCUUUAAGGUUGCUUUGGAGAAGGUCUUUAACUUUGCUAUUUCAAAUAUAUUUGAGACGAGAGUUGCUGGCCGAAUGGUUGCUGAUAUGUGCCGAGCUGCAGUAAAAUGCCGCCCUGAGGAAUCCUUGAAGCUGUUUGUACCACAUUGCUGCAAUGUUAUAACUCACCUCACAGUCAAUGAUGAUGUGUUGCAUGAUGAAGAACUAGAUAAGGAGCUACUUUGGAACCUUCAGCUUUUGUCAGAGAUCACUCGAGUGGAUGGCAAGAAGUUGCUACCGUACAGGGAGCAGCUUGGGAAGAUACUGCAGCGAACCCUACAUCUAACCUGUAAGCAGGGUUACAUUCUGUCUUGUAACCUACUGCACCAUCUUCUUCGUUCUGCUACACUUAUCUACCCCACAGAGUACUGCAGUGUGCCAGGUGGCUUUGACAAGCCUCUUUCUGAAUACUUUCCUAUCAAGGACUGGGGUAAACCAGGUGACCUGUGGAACUUGGACAUCCAGUGGCAUGUUCCUUCAUCUGAGGAAAUAAACUUCGCUUUUUAUUUGCUGGAUACUUUUCUUCAGCCUGAGCUCACCAGACUAGAGCACUAUGCACUUGGAAAACUGGAAAUGUCCAGAGAUGAUGUGCAGCAGUGUCUUGCUAUAGUGCAUAACUGCUUGAUUGGUUCUGGGAACGUUCUGCCUCCUCUGAAAGGAGAAAAGGUGGCUCAUCUGUAAGUAAAAUUGAUUUUUAUAUCACAAACAUUUUUAGCAACUCAUACUGGUUUUAGUGCUUAUUGCUAUUAUCACGCAACUGCUUCUAGUGGCUAUUUUUAA
Molecule: messenger RNA, 2370 nt
Organism: Tauraco erythrolophus (red-crested turaco)
Lineage: Eukaryota; Metazoa; Chordata; Aves; Musophagiformes; Musophagidae
Source: RefSeq, a predicted model, not a curated record